GAGUUGCUUCCUCAUUUCACUACUACUAUUUUAGGGUUUACUGGUAGAAAAAAAAAGCAUAUUUAUUAUCUCAAUAAUAUACUAAUCAAAAGCUAAUAGUUCCCCCUAUAUAUGGUUUAACAGUGACCCAAGACUAAGUCAUCCACUGGAGAGGAGAAGCUUUACACUCCUUUACAAGCUAUAAAUAUAACCUCUAGGGUUAGGGCUUGUAAUAAGAACCCAAAAGAGAGCUCUCUCCCACUCAGCCUUUCCCUGUCCUCGCACUCUCUUCUUCUCUUUGUGCUAGAUUUUGUUCUAGCUCAGCGAACAAAAUUCCGCAAUUAUUGUGCAUACCCUUUUGAGGAUUCGAAGAAAGAAUAAGAGGGUAGAGAAGAAUAGGGACUUCCAAAAUGAGGAAGCGGCAAGUGGUGGUGAGAAGAGAAGAACCUUCAUCAAGACGGUCCUCUUCUUCAUCGAUCACCAUUAGGAGUGUUAGAUAUGGAGAGUGCCAAAAGAAUCAUGCUGCUAAUGUUGGAGGUUAUGCUGUUGAUGGUUGCAGAGAGUUCAUGGCUAGUGGUGAGGAAGGCACAGAUGCUGCACUCACUUGUGCUGCUUGUGGCUGCCACAGGAACUUCCACAGAAGAGAAGUGGAGACUGAGGUAGUCUGCGAUUGUUCUUCGCCUUCUUCAAAUGGAUUUGAGGGUUAAUCUCUCUCUCGCUUUCUCUCUAUACACAUAAGUAUGGAGGUUCUUGUGUAGUGUAUAAUUGACUUCUAAAUUUCUUUGUCGGGUUUGAGAUUUUACUUUGGUUUUGCUGUCAUGUUCUUCAUCGUAGUAGUGUCUAGGGUUGAUGGGCUUCAUUAGACCUCCUUUAUCGUACUUUUGUGUGAAGCAGAUCGAAGAAAGAAAAGGGGGAAAUAAAUUCGAAGUUGUGGUGUGUUAUUCAUGAUCAACAAAGAACGCCAUAGGAAAUUGGUGGUAUGAAGAUGAACACUAGCUCUUCUGUAUUAGGCUUCAUAAAUUUAAGGUUUGUAAUUCGGGAGCUAUCAUAGUUUCGAAUCAUGAUUUUCACCAAGUAGUUUGCUGGAUUGGGAAUUUGAUAAUUACGAAGAAUAAUGAUUUUCUCUUA
This is a messenger RNA of Manihot esculenta (cassava), 1107 nucleotides long. Its product is annotated as mini zinc finger protein 2. Gene Ontology annotation, molecular function: DNA-binding transcription factor activity; transcription cis-regulatory region binding. The transcript has a single exon. NCBI's taxonomy places the organism in Eukaryota, Viridiplantae, Streptophyta, Magnoliopsida, Malpighiales, Euphorbiaceae. The record is from RefSeq and is a predicted model, not a curated record. Gene Ontology annotation, biological process: regulation of developmental process; regulation of DNA-templated transcription. The coding region runs from base 390 to 686 and encodes 98 amino acids. Gene Ontology annotation, cellular component: nucleus.